Messenger RNA from Volvox carteri f. nagariensis, 1644 nucleotides. RefSeq lists its product as uncharacterized. Lineage: Eukaryota; Viridiplantae; Chlorophyta; Chlorophyceae; Chlamydomonadales; Volvocaceae. Gene Ontology annotation, biological process: protein O-linked glycosylation via mannose. Gene Ontology annotation, molecular function: xylosyltransferase activity; glucuronosyltransferase activity. The record is from RefSeq and is a predicted model, not a curated record. The coding region runs from base 1 to 1644 and encodes 547 amino acids. The transcript is spliced from 8 exons.
AUGUACCUUGGUUUAUAUAGCGCUUCCGUCAGAGCGGCAACGCUUGAUGGAGGUGGCAGACGACGUGACUGGGGCUACUGGGACACGCCUGCGAAAGAGCUGAAGCUAUGCUACAAUGCUCUAUACAGCGCAAACCCCACAAACUUUAGUGACUUCCUGGAUGGAUCCCCCAGUAAAAGGCUGAAGGCACUCGCGGCCCAGUGCCGCAGCUAUCCCAGUGGCCCCCUCGCGGCGGCCGUCUACCUGCCUCUGGUCCGGCGGGAGCCUUGGGAAGGCAGACAGGCCAAUGGCGGGACCUGUGACGGCACCGCACGGACUGACGGGACAGCUCCCAUCAGCGACAGUGGGACCCCGACGCCCCAUGAGCCCAAUAGCUACAGCGCCGGCGGAGGCAGUACCGCCGCCGCGGCCGCGGCAGCUACUGCCGGGGCUUGUGAGCCUCGCCUUUCGGAGUCGAAUGCAGCGGCGCUGCGCAACGCGACCGCCACCCUGGAGGCUCUCUUUCGGGAUCUGGAUGCACAGCCGCCGCCAGCGCCAUCAUACUCCUUUCCUUCCUUUUUAGAUCUUACUGGCGCCGCUGGCGGCAGUCGCGCCGUCAGCAACGCCAACGCCACGGCGGCUGCCGCCGCAGCCGCCGCCGGUGCUGAUGCUGAUGCUGGUGCUACCCCGGCCGCAACCGCAAUCGGGGCCUGUGUACUUCGGUUAAUGCUGCUGUAUGAGCUGGUCGCCGACGAGGUGAUGGCCGCGCUAAUGCCUAUUAACGCGCUGCGCAAUGCAGCAAUCCUGGCAGCGGAUACUCCUCUCGUGGCAAUGGUGGACGUGGACCUGUCUCCCAGCUUGAGCCUUUCGCAGCACCUUCUGUCGAACCGAACCAGGGCUGCCGAGCUGCAACGGCGGGCGGAGGCAGAGCGCACUGUGUGGGUCAUCCCCGCCUUCGAUACGCAACGACGGCUGAGCUUACCCGGGCGGGAAGCCGUGGCGGACUUGGCAGUGGCAGUUCCCCACAGCGCCAAAGGCACCAGGCUGGUUGCCUUGUGGAAGAAGGCCGAGAAGAUCUACCCGUUCGCAUACGAUGUGUAUCGAGCCGGCCACAGCGCAACCGACUACAAUAAGUGGUUCCGGAGCAAGCUGGACUACCAGGUCAGCUACCGGCCUGGCUAUGAGCCGUGGUUCAUCGGCGCCAGGAUGGCACUGCCUGCGUACGACGCCCGUUUCAGGGGCUACUCAUGGAACAAGGUGACUAACGUUCGUCACGUGGCGGCCCUGAGAUUCUCGUUCUGGGUGAUUACGGAUUCCUGGCUGGUGCACCGCCCUCAUGCGCCCACUGCCUCAUGCACCGUCUGCACCAAGGAAAAGCCUUCCAAGAGUUCACCACCUCUCCCCUCUGAGAAGGUGACGACGGCGGCGCUUGACAAGCGAAUCCGGUUUAAAGGCAAGUGGCAUCGAGCUCGCGAUGCCUUCAUUCGGCGAGCCAAGGGCUUCUACCAGUCGGCUGUGGACCUGAUGCGUCAGGGCAAUUACGAGCCAGUAACCGACGUCGCAUGGCGGAACUGCCGGCGGGUGCUGUCCUGGUGGCAGCAACGCGACGGCGGGGACGCUAGCGGUGCCGCUGGCAACGCGUCGGCAGCGGCGACGGCAAGGUAG